This is a messenger RNA of Abrus precatorius (Indian licorice), 1308 nucleotides long. RefSeq names its product protein IQ-DOMAIN 1-like. The record is from RefSeq and is a predicted model, not a curated record. The transcript is spliced from 5 exons. NCBI's taxonomy places the organism in Eukaryota, Viridiplantae, Streptophyta, Magnoliopsida, Fabales, Fabaceae. Gene Ontology annotation, molecular function: protein binding. The coding region runs from base 1 to 1308 and encodes 435 amino acids.
AUGGGUGCCUCAGGAAAGUGGGUAAAAGCGCUAAUCGGACUCAAGAAACCAGACAAAGACGAGCAUGUGAAGGAGGGUGGUAAGAGCAAGAAGUGGAAGUUAUGGAGGAGCUCUUCUGGGGACAUGGGUUCGUGGAAGGGUUUCAAAGGGAACCACAAAGCAGCUUCUGAAGGGUCUGAUUCUCCCCCUGUUGCAGUAAAUGCUUUUACAGCUGCAGUGGCCACUGUGGUUCGAGCUCUUCCUAAGGAUUUUAGAUUAGUUAGGCAAGAAUGGGCUGCUAUAAGAAUCCAAACUUCCUUCCGCGCUUUCUUGGCAAGAAGGGCUUUGAGGGCUUUGAAGGGAGUGGUGAGGAUUCAAGCUCUUGUUCGGGGGAGACAGGUGAGGAAGCAAGCUGCAGUGACAUUGAGGUGCAUGCAGGCACUGGUUCGUGUUCAAGCGCGAGUCAGAGCUCGGCGUGUGAGGAUGUCCAUAGAGGGGCAAGCUGUCCAGAACAUGCUCAACGAGAGACGCAGCAAGCUUGAUAUUUUGAAGCAAGCAGAGGAGGGGUGGUGUGACAGUAGAGGAACAUUGGAAGAUGUCAAAGCAAAAAUACAAAUGAGGCAAGAGGGAGCUUUCAAAAGAGAAAGAGUAAUAGCAUACUCUCUUGCUCAGAAGCAAUGCAGAUCAACCCCAAGUUCUAAUUCACGAACAAAUACCACCUUUUCCUCUCUCAAGAAUCAUGAGGUUAACAAAGCUAAUUGGGGGUGGAGUUGGUUGGAACGUUGGAUGGCAGCCAAGCCUUGGGAGUGUAGAUUGAUGGAACAAUCACAUGCUGAAGGCCUGGAGAAAACCCCACCUCCAAAGAAGUUUGUUGAAUCCUUUGAAAUCACUAAUUCCAAACCAAGUUUGGUAAAAGUCAAGAAGAACAAUGUCACAACAAGGAUUUUAGCUAGGCCUCCUCAUAUUGGGCAAGCUACUCGUUCAUCCUCUAGUCCAAGUUCUGAGUUUCGGUAUGAUGAGAGUUCUGCAUCAUCUUCCAUUUGUACAUCUACAACACCAAUGUCUGGGAACACUUGUGACAGGACUGAGGAUAGCGGUAACACUAGGCCUAAUUACAUGAACCUGACUCAGUCCACAAAGGCAAAGAUAAAAACAGGAAGUCAAAUGUAUAAUAGAGCUCAAAGACAGCAGUCCAUGGAUGAGUUUCAGUUUCUCAAGAGGGCAGCGGUUUUCUCAAAUGGAGAUUCCAAAAGCAAUUUUGGUUCUGACCCUUCAAUCAACUUUUCUAGGCCACUUCACUUGGACAAGAGCUCAGUGAGGCCAAGGUGA